AGUCUCUUUGAAAUCUUGUUAAUUCUAUGUUUUAUCCUUAAAUUUUGGUAGUUUUACAUAGGAAGCUUCAUAUGAAUGAGUGGGAUGCUUGAGCGAUUCGAUAAUAUAACAUGAAUUUAGAAAACUCUACAUUGCUUUAUGUUACCUGGUGAAAUUUGAAGUUGGCAUCAAGCAUAACUCACAGCAAAAACCCAACACAUCACCAUCUUUGUAUUAGACUGUAUUAACACCGAAAUUCUAAUAAUGUGUGACUCUUUGUCUCACGCUUCAUACUCAGCCACCUUCUCCUCCUUAGCAUCCAAAACCUCAGUCUCCCCACCUCCUCUCUUCCCCCCUUCCUUCAAAGUCCCCACCUUCUCCCCUUUGACUGUCAAACCCCUAAGUUCUACCUUCACACCACAUGCUGCACGUGUGACCACCAUCACAACAUAUGCCGCCACCUCACCCUCCUCUGUUCCUUCUGACGCCUCGACUACAACCUUCCAUGGCCUUUGUUAUGUGGUUGGGGAUAAUAUUGACACGGACCAAAUAAUUCCUGCGGAAUACCUUACAUUAGUUCCCUCAAACCCAGCCGAGUAUGAGAAAUUGGGCUCAUACGCUCUUAUUGGUCUCCCUUCAUCAUAUGCUACACGUUUUAUUGAACCCAAUGAGAUUAAGACAAAAUACUCCAUCGUGAUAGGUGGUGCUAACUUUGGUUGUGGGUCCUCGCGUGAGCAUGCACCUGUUGCACUUGGGGCUGCUGGGGCAAAGGCAGUUGUCGCUGAAUCUUAUGCUAGAAUCUUUUUCAGGAAUUCUGUUGCAACUGGGGAAGUUUAUCCGUUAGAAUCAGAAGUGAGAAUAUGUGAGGAAUGUAGGACUGGGGAUAUGGUGACAAUUGAAUUGGGGGAGAGUCGAUUGAUCAAUCAUAACACUGGCAAAGAGUAUAAAUUAAAGCCCAUUGGGGAUGCUGGGCCAGUCAUUGAGGCUGGAGGGAUCUUCGCAUAUGCAAGGAAAACAGGAAUGAUUCCACCUCAGUCAAAGUAAAAUGCAGGUACAUUCUUGUAUAUGCAUUUUGCUCGUUGAGGUAUUAGAUGAUGUGAAUGCAAAAUACAGGACAAGCUAUUUAAUUUGAUUGUUCAUGUCUCAGUCAUGGAAUUGGAUGAGUGCUUAUGUUUUAUAUUUAACCUUUGCUAGAAAUGAAAACUUUAUAUAUUCUAUUAUCAUAUUGAUGAUUAAUUUAUGUUCUAGUAAACAUAAAUUCCAGGAGCAUGAUGCGGAAAGUUGCUACUUCUAAUGCUUUAUCAUUUGAUUUAACCUGAGUCUAUAUUUAUCUCUAGCAAGUAGUUGUUAUUGCAUUAGACAAUAUCUUAUGGUUAAAAAGAUUAUACUGUAAGUCUGAAAAUGUUACUAUCAAAUUUCAACCCAAUUUAUACAAUAAAUUUUACUCAUUUUUUGUCAUGUGGCA
Messenger RNA from Durio zibethinus, 1444 nucleotides. Lineage: Eukaryota; Viridiplantae; Streptophyta; Magnoliopsida; Malvales; Malvaceae. The record is from RefSeq and is a predicted model, not a curated record.